This is a messenger RNA of Heteronotia binoei (common prickly gecko), 5949 nucleotides long. It is a transcript of the gene NLRC5, whose product is annotated as NLR family CARD domain containing 5. The transcript has 47 exons. The coding region runs from base 104 to 5746 and encodes 1880 amino acids. Lineage: Eukaryota; Metazoa; Chordata; Lepidosauria; Squamata; Gekkonidae. Gene Ontology annotation, molecular function: protein binding. The record is from RefSeq and is a predicted model, not a curated record.
AUGGGGCAGAUGAACACAACUUCAUGCCAGUACUGAUCUGUGGAACCUGCAGCCAUUUAGCUUCUUCUCCAGUCCUACACAUCCUCCCCAAACCCCACCCCAAAUGGAUGAAGAAUCCGUCCAGAAGGCAGUCCACAGUGCUUGGCCACAGUUGGUGGAAUUCCUCAGUUGCCACCCUGAGUGGGUUCUGGAGAAAGCCAAGCAGCUGCUUCCCCAGGUAGACUUGAGUAAGCUCGAGGCGGUUGCUGAUGACAGAAAGAUCUCCUUAGCCUUGGACAUGUUCAAAAGAAAUGCUGUUGCUGAUGCUUCCAUCUUCAAAGAGUUUAUGCAGAGCGUCUGCAUGGAAUGCAGCUUGCCUAUGGAGCUGGAGAUAGUGUGCAUGUGUGCAUCAGGACUUGGAGAAGGUCAUGUAACUCCAGUACAAGAAGUUUUUGAAGAAACAGCCACCCUGUUCCCAUCAACAUCCACAAGACCUGAACGACGUCGUCCAUGGACCAGCCUUUCCACCAUCAACAAUGGCAAGCAGUCUAAACAGCAACGGCUAGAUUCUUCUGAAAAGUACCGGCAGCGUAUCAUCACAGCAAUGUUGCAAAGAUAUGGAGCGAAUAGACCAGUGGAGGCAGCAGAAGAUGAAAUUUGGAAAUCGGCUUUUAGCCAAACUUUCAUCAAUUUGGUGAUUCGCCAGAGCAAACCUUGGAAAAUAAAGAGCAAAGCCAAAGAAGGGCCAAUCACUCUGCAUGACUCAGAGGAGCACAGUGAUACAACCCUGGGAUUGUCUGAUCUCUUCAAAAGUGCAUGUUCUGGCACCACUGAGGUCAUUCUUUUGUUGGGCAAACCGGGCAUGGGGAAGACAAGACUCAUGAACAAACUCUGCCAGCAGUGGGCUGAGGGGACCCUUGAGCAAUACAAACUGAUAUUCCUCUUUGAGUUUUGGCAGCUGAAUCUGAUCAACAGAAGGCUUUCUCUGCAGGAACUCUUAUUUGACUUCUUCCUGUGUCCAGAAGAUUGUCCCAAUGCAGUAUUUGAGCAUCUCCUAGACAAUGCCCAGCAUGUCCUGAUGAUCUUUGAUGGACUGGAUGAGUUUGUGGGGGAUAUCAAACUUCCAUCCUCUCCUAACUCAUCGGGCCCUGAUCCUUUCACCCCUCUUGCUGUCUCAGAACUCUUUGCCAGUCUUUGCCAUGGAAAUCUCUUGCCCAGCUGCACUGUACUGGUCACAACCCGGCCUAAGAUGCUCCCUAACAUUUUGUUGAAAACUGUCACCCUUCAGGCAGAAAUCUGGGGAUUUGAUCACGAGAAGGUUGAGGAGUAUGCCAGCUCUUUUUUCCAACACAACGCACUGAAGGACCAAGCCAUCGCUUGCCUGAAAAGCAAUGGCAAGCUUCUGAGCAUGUGUUAUAUCCCUGCCUUGUGCAACAUUGUUUGUAUUUGCCUGGAAUAUUUGCUCCUGCAAGAUGUAGGAAGUAUCCAGCUGCCUCAAACCAUGACCCAGUUUUACAUCAAAAUGGUGCUUAUCUUCAUGGGCAAGUUCCAGAAGCUGAGUGGAGCGAGUGAGGAAGCUGAUUUGAGUCAACAUCGAGCGACUCUUGAAAGCCUGUGUGAGCUGGCUUUCAAGGGUCUGGAAGAGAAGAAGAUGUCAUUUUAUGCUGGUGAAGUCCCAGCACAUGUGAGGGAUUUUGCAUCUUUAUAUGGCUUGCUUCUGGCCUUUGAGAUAAAGGCAAGUAAUGGCAACGCACAAGCCGGAUAUACUUUUGUCCACUUCAGUUUUCAAGAGUUCUUUGCAGCGCUUUUCCUGUUGACAAGCAAAACUAUCGAUGACAACUGUCUGAGGGCAAAGUUCUUCUUGAGGCCAAAGUGGAUUUUGAAGAAGGAAGCCAAGAUGACAUUCACUGAGAACUGCCACAUCUUCCUGUCAGGCCUUUCCUCCCAAUGGUGUCGGCAAUUUCUUAGCUCCUUAGCUGGGCAAAAUGAAAGUUGGAUUCAGGAGCGGCAAGCCAUAAUCACACAGAUACUGAAGCAACUUGCAGUGACCAGUUUGACCGGGCCUAAAGUUGUUGAGCUGUGCCACUGUGUAUAUGAGACACAAGACCUUGACACAGCACAGCAUGUUGGGACAGCAUUAAACUUCAAGUAUCAGUUUAGAAAUUUCAGGCUGAUGCCACUGGAUAUAACAAGUCUGGUUUUUGUCAUUGGCAGCAGCCCUAAUUUGGUGAGCUUAGGUUUUGUCGGAUGUCCAAUGGAACUUGAGUAUUUGGAUGUCUUAGCCAGUUGUGAAAAUAUAGAGAGCCUGAGCUUUCAGAGCAGGAAGUAUGGAAAUGAAUUUGCUGCUGCCCUUUCUAAAAGCUUACCGAAGAUCAAAUGCAUGACCACUUUCAAGCUGGCAGGUGGAAAUAUUACAGUCUCUGGACUUGAAGAUCUUCUACAAGCCUUUGCAAACUGCCAUCAACUUGAAGACAUAAGCUUGCAGGACAACAAGAUGAAGGAACAGGAAAUGAUGAAAAUUAUAGAAAUAUUUUCCACAGUGGAAAAGCUAAAGAGAAUCGAUUUAAGCCAUAAUCAGAUCUCGGAGAACACCGUUCUAGCUUUCUGCGAAGCUGCUGCAGUUUCUCCCAAUGUUACUGAGCUGCAUAUCAGGAAGAACACUUUAACCAUUAAUUUUACAGGCCAAUCCAUAAGAAGUGGCAGGUCACAAAGCUUGGGGAUAAAUGAAGAUGAAACUGUUCCUCGAGGCCAGUCGUUAAUAUUACGACUUCAGGACUGCCGACUGUCUCCCCAACAUGCUACACAGAUUGCCAGAAUUCUCAGGAGCUGUUCCCACCUGUCUGAAAUUGAUUUGUCAGGUAACAAUCUUGGAGAUGAAGGAUGCAGAGAACUGGUGAAGAAGCUGUCCAAAAUUUCCAUUACUGGCCUGAUGAAUUUAAAUAACAACCAGUUGUCUCUGAAGAGCAUUUUCUGUCUCCUGCAUUCAAUGACAAUUUGUCCAAAUAUCGAGACGCUUGAAGCCAGUCUUCAUCAGAAAACUGCAGUAUUGACACUGGAUAACAGAGUGGUUGCUCGUUCCUCUCGUUCCAGGAGUUACUCUUUGAAUGAUGAUCAGUUCAGCACUGAUAAAGGACAGAUAUUGGCAACAUCAAGAAAAAUAUGCUUGACGGGCAACUGUUUUCAUGGUGAAGAUCUGAAGAACCUGUGCUUGGCACUGAGGUGUUGCAGUGUAACUGAGUUGGAUUUGUCAGAUAAUUCUCUGGGAGACGCAGGAGUUUUGAAAGUGGCCGAACUUCUCCCAGAUAUGAAGGCAUUACGUUCCUUAAUACUGGAUCAGAAUCACAUAUCCCUGAAUGGUGUUUUUUGUUUGGCGCAGUCCUUUUCUGCCUUGGACCAGAUGACCUCAAUUCACUUGAAUUUGGGAAAUACCCAGUCAGUUUGGUUAUCCUUUGGGGAUAGAUCCAGGUGCAACCUGACUGAUGAACAUCAAAGCAAGUUGCUGGUUUGUCCACAACACUCGAUACAUGCCCGCCGCUUUAGUCUCAAGGAUUGUGUGUUGGCCCCAGAGGAUGUUGUUAGACUCUUCGGAAUUUUGAACACGUGCUCUGGGCUGUCAGAGAUCAACUUUUUUGGGAACACGCUAAAUGAUGAAAGUAUCGAACAGCUACUGAAGUUUCUGCCCCAUCUCCAGAGUCUGAAGCUCUUGAGCAUCAGGAAUAAUAUGGUUUCACGACAUUGUGUUUGCCUGCUGGCCAGUUCCUUUAACCUAUGUGAGCGAAUCUGUGAAGUUGAAGUCAGAUCCAGUGAAAAUGCUUUCCUGUAUUUUGUGGAUGGGCAAGAAAGUCGAGAAGUACACUGCAGGCUAAUAGACUGUGGCAUUGGCCAGGAUGAUAUUAAAGAACUGUGUGUAAUCCUUGAGAAGAGUGGCUGUCUUGUAGAACUGGAUCUGUCCAGGAACUGUCUUGGCAAUGAUGGAUUGAGGUGUCUCUUAGAACAUUUACCUGGGAUUCACACUUCCUGUCUCAUAAAAAUGAGUCACAAUGGAAUCUCUCAAGAUGGAGUCCUCUAUCUCGUUAAUGCCUUAGCCACCUGUCCAAAUGUUACUGAAGUUCACAUAAGUUUGUGCUCUGAGGAAACCUUGACAAUCACCUUAGUGAGAGAAAAUAAUCUUCAAAAGACCCUCAGGCUAAAGCAAUGCAGCUUCCAACCAGAACAGCUGGCAACCGUGCUAGGAAAGUGCUUCUCCUUGACUGAUUUUACGUCAGUUAAUAAUGGCCUGACACUCAGAGAUGCAGAGGCUCUGUUUAAGGCCCCAAGGAAACCUACAGGUGUGCUAAGGAUGGGCAUAGAAGAGCUGUGGGUGAAGAACGAGAGUCUCCUUGGCCUUCUGAAGUUGGCUGCUGAAGUCCACGGGAACAUUACAGAAGUCACGAUAAGGAGGAACGCAUCUCUCUUUGUAGUGGAACAGGAAUUUCCUCCUCCAGUGAAGAAAGUGGAGUCUGUAGUUAGCAGGCUGCGUCAGUGCGAGCUAGAAGCGAAGGGAGUGCCCUUCCUGCAGAAGCUCAUUGAGAAAUGCCAACAGCUCUGCGCAUUAAACUGGUCUGAGGUGCAGUUCACAGACACCGAAGCAGCAACCAUCUCCAGUGCCCUGUUGCAUUUUCCAGCACUGAAGAGGCUUGAACUGACAUGUUGCAGGAUAUCUCCCUUUGGAUUUAAGCUCAUGGCUGAAGCACUGAGUCAAUGUCAUGCCAUUGAAGAGAUCAACCUAUCCAAAUGCAACUUUGGCACCAAGGACUUGAGUAAUCUAGUGGAUGCUCUGGAAGGAAAACUCCGCUUGAAAAGCAUAAACCUUGGCUUUUUGAAUCUUGAAAAUGGAGGUGCUCUGAAACUGAUUUCAAGACUGUCUGCGCUGCCUCUCCUGAGAAGACUGGUUUUGAACAAUAACAGUCUUCAUAGUGAAGUCUAUCCGCAUCUUGCUGAAACUUUGAGGAAUGCCAUUCACAUGGAAGAAAUCAAUUUAAGCUACAAUGAGAUUAAGGAUGCUGGAGUAAAAGAAAUAGCCACAGCUGUUCCAGAAAUGAAGAAUUUGAAGCAAAUCAACCUAUCACAUAACAGCAUCAGCUGUUUGGGAGGACAAUGUUUUGUGGAAGCUCUGGCUAGCAGCGAGAGGCUGGAAGAGCUCAGGUUAUCUGAGAACGAUCUUGGAUGUGAGACCGUGGUAAAACUUGCUGCAAUUCUGCCUUCGGUGCACCAUUUGAAAGUCCUUCACCUAUCUUCCUGCAACAUUGACUUUGAGGGAAUUUCUCACUUGGCCAGAGCUCUGUCUGAAUGUCCACAAAUACAGGAGCUGAGUUUGUCACAAAAUUUCAUUGGGGACAAGGGGGUCCAAGCCCUCGCAGAGGGGAUGGCGAAGUCUUCACAACUGAGGAGGAUUGAGCUGAAGAUGUGUGGAAUCACUGACUCUGCUUACAAGCCCCUUGCCUCUGGGCUUAGCUGCUGUGCUCUGCUUGAAGAGAUUGUCCUGUCUUGGAAUUUACUUGGUGAUAAAAGCACCCUGGAACUGGCCAAGAUUCUUCCAGGGAUGGAGAGACUGAGAAUACUGGAUCUGGACCAUAACAAAAUCACAGACUGCAGUAUCAGAGGGCUAGCUGAGGAGCUUACUCACUGUCGAAGAAUCCAGUCUGUACGAUUGUGGCACAAUGAGAUUUCCGCGGUGAUGAAGAGGACUCUAAGCAAGGAAGAGCCUCGGCUGCAUUUCUCGGCUUAAGAAAGGAGCAAACCAGGUUGUGUUCAGCCACAUCACUGCAGAUGAAUUUGAGGGAAAGCUACUGCCAAUUGCAAAGAAAGGCGGCCUAUGAACAAAAGGGGGCUUCAAAGCAUAGAAAAACAAGUCCUGUUUAUAUAGUCAGCACAGCUGGGCGCAAAGAGCUGACUAUGACAAGGCAGAAGGCUCACGUGGAAGAUGCAGGA